Messenger RNA from Marmota monax (woodchuck), 2256 nucleotides. RefSeq names its product V-set and transmembrane domain containing 4 (gene Vstm4). The transcript has 8 exons. Lineage: Eukaryota; Metazoa; Chordata; Mammalia; Rodentia; Sciuridae. Bases 46 to 1005 code for a protein of 319 amino acids. The record is from RefSeq and is a predicted model, not a curated record.
GCGGCGGCGCUCUCCCGCGUCACAGCGCCGGGCGGCGGCGGGGAGAUGCGGCUCCUGGAGCUGGUGGCGGCGUUGCUGCUGGCGCGGGCUCCGGCCCCGGAGGUCUGUGGGGCUCUCAAUGUCACCGUGUCCCCAGGGCCUGUGGUUGACUACCUGGAGGGGGAAAAUGCCACCCUCCACUGCCAUGUCUCCCAGAAGAGGCGGAAGGACAGCUUGUUGGCCGUGCGCUGGUUCUUUGCACGUUCGAACUCCCAGGAGGCCUUGAUGGUCAAGAUGACCAAGCUACGAGUGGUGCAGUACUACGGGAACUUCAGUCGCAGCGCCAACAGGCAGAGGCUGCGCCUGCUUGAGGAGAGGCGGGGGACUCUCUACAGGCUCUCAGUGUUGACCCUUCGGCCAGCAGAUCAAGGGCAUUAUGUCUGCAAAGUCCAGGAAAUCAGCAAGCACAGGAAUAAAUGGACAGCCUGGUCCAAUGGCUCCUCAGCAACAGAAAUGAGAGUGAUUUCCCUCAAAGAUUCUGAAGAUUCAUCUUUUGAGAAAAAGAAAGAAACCUGGGCAUUUUUUGAAGAUCUCUACAUGUAUGCCGUCCUUGUGUGCUGUGUGGGGAUCCUCAGCGUUCUGCUCUUCACUCUGGUCAUUGUCUGGCAGUCUGUGUUUCACAAGAGGAAAUCCAGAGUGAGACAUUAUUUGGUGAAAUGUCCUCAGAACAGCUCAGGGGAGACUGUCACCAGCGUGACCAGCUUGGCCCCCCUGCAGCCCAAGAAGGGCAAGAGGCGGAAGGAGAAGGCAGAUGUUCCUCCUGCAGUUCCUGCCAAAGCUCCAAUAGCUGCCACAUUCCACAAACCAAAGCUGCUGAAACCACAGAGGAAAGUCACACUGCCAAAGAUUGCUGAGGAGAACUUGACCUACGCUGAGCUGGAGCUGAUCAAACCCCACCAGCCUGCCAAAGGUGUCCCCACCAGCACCGUGUAUGCGCAGAUCCUCUUUGAAGAGAACAAGCUGUAGUGCCACCGUUUCCUCUCCUGUGGUUCUGUUAUCCCCACCACCCAGUUAUUUAUGAAACCUCAGAAACAAUGUCCCUAUUUUUAUAUUUUCACUUGUGCCUUCGCAUGUGGUGGGGAGUCCCUUCCCAACACAUUCCAGGUGCCUUGGAAGGUACGAGGCUGCUCCCCUGCAGAAAUAGGAGCUGCAGCCUUUGGAUGAAUCUCCCCAAACAAGCUGUUCUGGGGCCUGAGCCCUGGGGCAGAAGGACUCUGCUUCUGAGAGUACCUCAGGAGACUGCUGAGCCAACCUCCUACACUUUUUCUCUACUUUCCCCGGAUUUUAUUUUGUUAAAGUCUUUUUAAAAAUCUUAACUGUAAUCUGCCACCCUUCCUGUAUCUGUGAUAUUGAACUCCUGGUUUAUAGCUACAGGAAAUGCCAUUAUAGGCCAAAGUGUAAGAUGGUAGAUAUGUAGUAAUUGGUUUUCAAAGACUCAGAUAACAUUGCCAGGGCACCCAGAGCACAGAAACCCACUGAUGGCAAGCAGCCACUUAGGAUGGCAUCCAUUGUUUUAAAUAGAUGCACAGAUCCUGGUUGUUUAAUGGCAGAGGGAAUGAUUUGGGGAAAGCCUGAGGUUUGUCUUUGAAAACUCUGGUACCUCGUGAUUCUCAGAGGCUUCAGGUCAAGAAAGACACCAUUCUAAAGGUCUGCUGGUUUCAGCAGAAUGAACCUAGAUGGAUAGAGAAACAUUGCUUACCCUUUUCCAAAGAAACAAGUUUGCCAACAGUGGACACACUAGAGCAAGUGGGGCUCUUCAAAGUGUGCUGAGCUCAGCCGACUCACACUGAAUGCCCACUUGUGGGAAAGCAAGUCUUCCACCAGGUUCCCUCAGGGUGGGGGAAUCAGGAAUAUAAGCCAUGCUGAAAACGUGUGUCACGAAGACCCUGUGCUUGCCAAGUGCCUUGCCCAGCUCAACCUUUGACAUGAACUGUAGUGGGCUUGGGUGAGCAUCAUGGAUGUGUGGAACAUAAAUCCAUGAAGUUGCUCUGUGGACCUGCAUGAUGUACAGAAAUCUUGAACUCGCUGAAGAUGGAUUCAUUUAGGAGAAGUCAUCCUGUCACUCUGUUUUAAGGAUGUUUCUUGAUAUGUGAGUGUACUCUGGGUGGCUAUUUACUGCACGCUAUAGAAAUUGACUUUGUAAUGGACCAUUGUAUAUAUGAUAAAUUAUCUAUUUUAAAUACAGUCGGGGUAUGAAUUGUGCCCCCCUCCAUAUCA